This is a messenger RNA of Psilocybe cubensis, 5634 nucleotides long. RefSeq lists its product as uncharacterized. The coding region runs from base 1 to 5634 and encodes 1877 amino acids. The record is from RefSeq and is a predicted model, not a curated record. The transcript has 8 exons. NCBI's taxonomy places the organism in Eukaryota, Fungi, Basidiomycota, Agaricomycetes, Agaricales, Agrocybaceae.
AUGUCCCCAUCGUCUUCCUUUUCUUCGACGGAUUCAGCACCGCGAUCAGAGCCCACAUCGGACGAGCAACCAGAUUUGGGUGCAUUUACCACUGUUCUGAGGGAAUGGACUCACUUGCAGCCUAUACAAAGGAUUCCAGUUCAAAUUCAUUCAGCGACGAGUUCGACAACACCGACUUAUCAGCCAGAGCAGAGCAUUGCAGGCAGCGACUAUAGACCUCGAAAUUCCAGUAGCAGGCGCAGCAGGCUUAGCUCCAGAGGAGGAUUCAGCGAUAUCUCCUCGUUUACUCGACCUCCAAGCAGCAGUGUACAGCCCGAAGGAUCGACUGUCUGGAAUCAGGAACUGAUUGCGUCGUAUCUACACAGUACCACUCCGAGCAACGAAAUUCUAAGCGAGGCAGAUGACGAAGAGGAUGGAGGAGAAGGAGAAACCUACGGAGAGCAAGAAUAUACCCCGUCCCCGCCGAACUCUUUGGCAUCCACAGCUCUGACUGUUGAAAUCGCUUCAGAAAUCGAUUUUCCGUCUUUUGAUGGAUCGCAUGAUUCUCGUGCAGACCACCUUGAUCCUACUCCUUCUCCCUAUGUUUUAGACCCAGGGAUUGUAAGGGCGAUUGCUGUUGAAAGUGAUGGGCAGCGGCUAGAUUCCAGGGAAACUGCUCACCCUGAAGACGAGACAGAGGAUGGAGAAGCACCAUCAAAUCAUGGCGACAGUUCUUCACAGACAUCCAGGGAUUAUGUACGAUCAACGUUUCGUGAUAUGACUUACCCAUCUUCUGCCUCGCAAAGCCAUACUGGAUCGCAACAAACUAGUGUUCAGUUGCUAUCACAAGCUCGGGCACACUCUACCACCGGAGCAUCGUCAUCGGACUCACUUGCACUCUUCCACGCAACAUCUGGCUCUCCAAAUGCUGCACCGUCAGUUUCAUUGAGCUCAGUUUCACAUCCUUAUUCGUCGCAUAGUAACAACAACACCACUUCUAAUUCUUCUACAUCAACAUCAACUUUAAUUAGUGCUUUGCUAAACCGAAGUCGGAACCCCUUGCCUCCCCGCACAACGUCCGAUUCCUCAAUUACCACAAGCAAUUCUGCCUCUUCUUCCAAUUUUUCUCUAUUAUCUUACCAGAUCCCUGAAACCCCUCCCAUUGAAGAGGAGUCGGAUUCCGAGCCAAGGCUCAACGAGGAGCACUCAUCGAACUCUCAUCAUAAUAUAUCCAGCGACCCAUUUUCGUCGAACCAGAGUAUACCUUCGACAUCUAGCUCAGUCUCAUUGAAGAGCCAGAGAUCGAUGCAUUCUUCUGAGCAUUCCAACACUCUCAGUUCGUCUACAUCGACCCAGACUCAGGUUCAUCAGAGACUUUCAGUACCAUCCUCUAUGUCACACAUAUCGCCUGCCACCCGAUCUGACUUAUCUCUUCCAAAUCCCCACUCUCCCUCUCCGGCUCACCAGCGAGACUUGCCGUCUGGAUUGAAUCAUUCAGUGCAGCCACCAACCAACAAAUGGGGCACCAUUCCUGUUAGGGAGUUUGGUGUGGUAGAUGACUUAGGUACCCCAGAUCAACCCCCUUCGGAAACCUUUUUGUUUGAUCCAAGUCAGCAAAGACGAAAAGAGUUUCUCCCUGUGGACGACAUCGACGACGAAGAAGACGACAUCGACAAACCUCUAUUAUCUGUUCGUACCCCAAAAUUUUCUUACUCCCAGGAUUCUCCAAAAGCACCCACUGCGCAAGCUUCAAGUCACGCCCAAGUAUAUGAUCGGCCGGGUCCAUCUUCAAUUCGCGUACAACCGUCUGCUUUUUCUGACAGACCUCACCUUGAGCCACAAGAUGAAGACGACGACGAAGCCGAGGACGAUUAUCCGUAUCGUUAUCCCUAUGCUCAUACCCCGAAAUCUAAUGCGCAGGCCUUGACACCAAAGGGAAUUUUGCAUGUUGACUCGCAAGCACCUUUGCGAAGAAUUGUACAACCAGAAACCAUUGCUUCUCAAGCUCAGAUCCGGCAAUAUCCUAGACAAUUCGACCUUCCCUCUUCCAGUCAUUCACAACGCUCUGUUCAAAAAUCGGCCCAAAUCUUACAACAUUCUCAGACCACACAUGAAGAGCCUGUCUUUACGCAUGUCCAACCAGUUGUUGCAUCCCAGUCACAUCCUCAACCACGAAAACAAAACGAAUUAAAACCUUGGUCUGGCCUGACACAACCGAUUCCAUCAUCCUCACAAUAUCCUCCGCUACGUACAGACCAUUCAAGUAGUCAUCGGCAUCUAGCAGCGCCCGCUCCCGUCAUGGAAUCAUCGUCGAAGGAUGAAUUUUCGUCAUCAACGCAACGCCACAGAUAUCCCCACUCACUGUUAGGAUUGCAUGAACUCCCGUCAUCACUCGGUCCGGCCGAGACACAGGAGCUGUCUCGCUAUCCGUACAAAUCUAGCGUAAUCUCGCCAUCGUCUCAAGAAAUUGAAAACGAACAUAGACCUUUGGUUGAGAUGGACUCGACUGAAGCUCUACACCACGGUCCGGAUGACGACACUGAGUCAGAACAGCCACUACCUUCGCUUGGCUACCUUGAUGAAGCGCUCAGUUUUAUUGCUGCUGAAAGGGCGAGAUGGAAUGCUGCGAGAGAGGGCCCUGGAUCGACAAGCGCUAGCGUUGCUUUGGAUACGGAUGCCACUGACUCGCGAGAAGUUGGUGGCGGAGACGGUGCUGCAAUUGGAUCUGGAGAAGAGGAAGCAGGCAAACAAGUAAUAGAUAACGGGCAAGAUAUACCUAAGCGCAAAAGACGUCGAAAGAGGCCACCCAGAGCACAUGCCACACCCUUGGCACAAACAUCUUUGCCUCUAUCUUCUAUUGUCAAAGGCGACGGCGUUUUCGAAGAGAGCUCGGGCACACCUCUUACCCCCGUUUCUUCCCCAAAGAAGAAGCGCUCAAAGUCAGCUUCUACAUCUAUGUCGGCGCCCGGUUCUACCGCUGUGCUUGACAGCCCGAGUAAAGUCAAGGGUAAAGGCAAGGUUGUUGAAAAAGAGUUCCUCGUCCCUCCUUCACCGAAGAAACCUCGCCCAGAUAAUAAGAGAGACAACCAGCCUGUUAUCACAAUCCUGCGGCGGCCACCAGCCAUCGAUCCCGGUGCUAGCCAUGUGCAGGUGGGAACUGACGAAGACGACGACGCGGAAUCCGAUGGAGAUGGAGGCCGGACGCCGACAAAUGGUGUUCAACGAGGGUCAGAAAAGUUUGAAUCCAUCAACCUUGUUGGAAAGAAGGGCAGACGCAUAGGGCGGAAGGAGAGACAGAGAGAAAAGGCAAAGAGGGAUCUGGAGCUGAAACAAGAGGAAGGCUUGGUUGCUGAGAACAUAUCCGAAAAUAUCAGACCAGGAAUUGAUUCUGACGGCGAUGAUGAUGAUGAUAACGACGACGACGAAGGCGAUGGUGCCGAUCCUCUAGAUGACGAAGACGAACAAACGAACGACAGUCUGUCGCAAAUUUCUCUUCUUAAGCCUCCCCGUCGCAACCGUUCUCGGAGUCGGCGAAGGAAGAGCAGAGACACGGCUUAUAUACAUAGCUUAGUGGCGACUGGAGGAACAGGAGAGUAUAAGAGUACUCCAGCUACCCCGAAGAGAUUACAUCCUGAAGGAUUUGACGCCGCUGAAGAAGAAGAAGCUAGUCUGGACGUUGUUUCUGUCCAUGCUAGCCAAACAGAAGACCUUGUCUCCAAGCCUAGUACCGGGCAGGCUGGAGAGAAGAAGAAGCGUACACGCACAAAGCGUGUCAAGACCCUCACUCAUGCUAAAUCGGACCCUUCUUUGAGGUUGGAUGCCAAAGCAGGAGGUACCUCUGCUCAAUUAGAAGAUUCAGGCGACGCUGGGUCCAAGAAGCUUAGAAAGGGCAAAGGCAAGGCUCAUGUGGAAGAAAUUGACAUCCUUGACAUGGAUCGUAACCAAUUACAACGAUUAAUUUUUGCAUCCUCCGGAGCUGGAUCUCGCCUACUACUAGCAAACCAGCAUCGAACAGACCACAGCCAAUUCCAGGUGCCUCCUGACAGCAAACGCGGUCGUCUACUUUCUCUUGCUGCAAAACUCGGUCAGUUAUUUCCGGAGCAACGUGAGGACCUGGGGAAGGUCAUUGCGCGGAUUGAAAGGCAGGGUGCUGAGGCGGCCGCAAAAGCAAAGAGAGCAGCCAUGAGCUUAGAUAUUGAUCCAUAUGGAUAUACAUACAACCACCCCGCUAAGAAAUCUAGGAAAGGCAGAAAUCCAAAAACAGGCACUGGGGGCGCUGGAAAUGAUGCCUUCGAUUUCAACGACAUUGACAGUGCAGAUCCGGAUGACCAAGAGGAUCAAGAAGAAGAGAUAGACCCUCGAGGACGGCCGCCUAGGAAAGGAGACGUUUUAAUUCAUGUUUUUAUUGAUCAUUCUAAUAUUUUAAUCGGACUUUUGUCGCACCUCAAACGACACCCUCUACAGCGCAAGAUUUCAAGCUCUACACCCAGAGGUCGACCUGCGUCUACUGUACUUACGAAGGCUACAACAAUCACAUCUAAUAGUAACGAUAAGUCGGAUCCAGCGUCUGCAUUUGCUGCCGUAAAGUCUACCAGCACUCGGCCACUUCCCAUACCCACCGGUUUAGAAACCAGCAGCGCUUCUACAAAACGUCCGCUCCCUAUUCCCGUGUCCCAGGCUGGAAACCAUCCCAUCCCACUCCCUUCUUUUGCAACCAUAUCGCGCUCUCUUCCUGUGGGUUCGGUUAUAAAUGCCAGUGGCAAAGAUACAGGGGUAGACGAUUUCAUGCCUCCGGGAAAUGAGCAAAACUCGGAUGGGGAGGAAAAUACUGUUAUGGAUCUAGGUGCAGCUGAUGCAGUCGGCACAGAUGCACUGUUUGUUGGUGCAUUGAAAAAAGAAAAGAAAGCCCCGAAGCACAUGUGGCAUGCUGCUCUAACCUUGAUCUUGGAGCGCGGUCGACCGAUUACUCGAAGAGUUGUAGUUACGUCGAGUCCCUUAUAUCAGCCGAUGGAAAGUAUAGAAAGGCUUGGAUACGAGUUACGGGUUUUCAUUAGGGUUCCAGACUUCGGCGAUGGUAUGGACCGCGAACGAUAUCGAGAAAAAGAACGCAGUCUGGCAGGAAAAGCCGGUCAGUCAACCCCUGGAGUACAUCCAGGGCCCAAUUCAGGCGCGAAAAAGGGUCGCGUUGGUCAUGCUAGACACAUAUCGGGCAGUACUAGUACUGAAAGCGGUAGCGGAGGAGCAGGCUCUGGACAUGCUUCCGGUGGUGGUGUCCACGCUUACACCGGAAAUGCAAACGACAAUAUUUCUCAGGCUAAAGUCAAAUAUCGUGAACAAGGCGUCGAUGAACUUCUGCAGCUGAAGUUACAUCAAGCAUUAGCUGAUACAGACAACGUUCCUGAAGGGUCAACAAUUGUUCUUGCCACUGGAGAUGGUAAUAUGGGACAGUUCAGUGAAGACGGAUUUCUUGGCCCCGUCAGGACUGCACUUCGCCGAGGAUGGAAAGUUGAAUUGUAUGCGUGGGAGGACGGUCUAAGUCGUGCCUGGAGGCGCGAGUUUGGAGCCGGAAGUGAAUGGGGUCGAAGAGGGAUGUUCCGAGUAAUAGGUAUGGAGCAAUUCGCCAGUGGCCUAGUGGAAGCAGCUGGGUGGUCGUAG